AUGGCUCGAAGGAUGGCCUAUGUGACUCUACUCACAAAAACCAGUUAUUUACCUGGCGUUCUGGUGCUCGAUUGUAACCUUAGAUCUGUGGCUUCUGCGUUCCCUCUUGUUGUGAUGGUCACUCCUACGCUUCCCCAGGAUGCUCGGAGUGUUCUGGAGCGAAGGGGCAUUUCCAUGCGGCCUAUCGAAUCGCUGCGCCCUCCAGAGGGAAAGCAUUCACUUUCAACUCAUGACGCAAGAUUCGCUGACACAUGGACGAAGCUGAGGGCAUUUGAACUAAAAGAAUAUGAACGUGUUGUCCUUAUGGAUGCCGAUAUGAUCGUGAUGCGCAAUAUGGACGAGUUAUUUGACAUCGAUCUCCCAAACAACUGGAUAGCUGCUGCGCAUGUGUGUGCUUGUAACCCACGCAAGUUACCCCACUAUCCUGCUGAUUGGGUUCCCGAGAACUGCGCAUAUACUCCAUUGAUCCACCCCUCUGGCCUGACUACUCCAAUGGUCAUUACAGAAACAAGCCCACGUCCGCACACUCAGCUGAAUUCCGGCAUCGUGGUUCUCAACCCUUCUCUGGCUCUUGCAGAAACCGUCCGCAACCACCUUUACACUUCACCUCUAGUUUCAACUUGGUCAUUCCCAGACCAAGACCUCCUAUCAGAUUUAUUUAGAGGAAUGUGGAAACCUCUUCCAUGGUGUUACAAUGCGCUCAAGACAUUGAUGUUAAUUCACAAACCGCUGUGGAGAGACGAGGAGAUCAGAUGCCUUCACUACAUUUUGGCUGACAAGCCUUGGCAGGCCAGGGUAUCUGAAGAUGAUACAGGAGAGUACGCAAAGAGUCACAGGUGGUGGUGGCAGAGGCUAGAGCAGCUCGGCCGAGAGAUGAAAGGAGAACCCGAGGACUGGGAGCUAGUGUUGGCGAAUGUUGCACAGUGA
This is a messenger RNA of Suillus subalutaceus, 927 nucleotides long. Its product is annotated as glycosyltransferase family 8 protein. Gene Ontology annotation, molecular function: glycosyltransferase activity. Lineage: Eukaryota; Fungi; Basidiomycota; Agaricomycetes; Boletales; Suillaceae. The record is from RefSeq and is a predicted model, not a curated record. The transcript has 4 exons. The coding region runs from base 1 to 927 and encodes 308 amino acids.